Echinococcus granulosus is the source of this 600-nucleotide messenger RNA. RefSeq names its product phosphoprotein. Bases 1 to 600 code for a protein of 199 amino acids. The record is from RefSeq and is a predicted model, not a curated record. NCBI's taxonomy places the organism in Eukaryota, Metazoa, Platyhelminthes, Cestoda, Cyclophyllidea, Taeniidae. The transcript is spliced from 5 exons.
AUGUUUAAGCUUGUAUCUAUGCCUUACAGAAAACCGAAACGUGGUGGUGGCCAUGCAUUUACGGACCCAGAGGAACUUAUGCUGCAGGAUGCCGUAAUCGACUCGGUCGCUCCUCCCAAUUCCUCAGGCGAUGAUGAUUAUGAUGAUGGGGAGGAGGAGGAGCCUGAAGUUCCUAGACACAAUGGUGUCUCUCACCUAAUCACGACACAUAACCCCAACCGAACUGGUAAACCCGCCAAUCGCGACGAUGCUCCGAUGUCUCGGAAGGAGCGCGAUUCCGCCAUGGAUCCGCUGUCGUUGAAACCGAAAAUGGAAUUGGAGCGCGAUUUAGCCCGCCUUAAACUUGUACGCAGGCGGCGGGAACCGAGAGAGAGGAAGUGGGAGGAGGAGAAGAAGGCUCGAGAAGCGGCGCACGCAGCAGCUCAAGCUAGAGCUCAGGAGCGGUUGGAGGCGUUGAAGAAUAAGGGGAAGGGCGGUCGCAAGCCCGGUGCAAAGGUGGGAAAACCGCGUCCUCCUCCUAAAUCUUCCUCCGCUUCAGUUACUGGUGCGUCUGAAGUGCCUCCGCCACCACCCUCCCCCGAUGCCGCCCCAGACUCCUAA